CGCCGCGCGCCUCCCUUUCCGCCAUUGCAAUCUUUGUUUCCGGGAGGGGAGGGGAUGGAAGGGAAGGUUCCGUCCAGCGCAGGCCGCAGAGACAGAGAGCGCGAGGAACAGGGAGCUAGCUAGCAGAGCUAAUAAGAAAGAAACGAGCAGCAGCAGGGUCGGUGGCCAAGCAUGGAGCGCAGGAGGAGCCGGCACGCCUUGUUGCUCCUCUCGGCCGUCAUGGCGUCCCUCGUCACCGGCUCGACCGCCGGGAUAUACCACAUCGUCGGCGCCGGCAAAGGGUGGCGGAUGCCCCCCAACAGGACGUACUACGAGGACUGGGCGCGCACCAGGCAGAUCAGCAUAGGUGACAAGCUGAUGUUCCUGUACCGGAGCGGGGUGCACAACAUCGUGGAGGUGCCGACGCGGGAGCUGUUCGACGCGUGCAGCAUGCGCAACAUCACCAGCCGGUACCAGAGCGGGCCCACCAUCAUCGAGCUCACCGACCCCGGCGAGCGCUUCUACUUCUGCGGCGUCGGCGAGCACUGCGAGGCCGGCCAGAAGCUCGCCAUCAACGUGCUCCUCGUCCCGCCGCCGCCGCCGGACACGGACGACGACUGCUCCAGCGCCGCCCGCCUCCCGGGCCACGCGGGCGCGGGGCUCGCCGCCGCCUGCAUGUGCCUCGUGUCCGCGCUGCUGACAAUGGCGGUGUGAAUCGGCACGCUGCCGCCGUAGAUUAUUGGCGAUUGCUGGCUGACGGCGUUGCUUGCUGCUGCGUGUAAAUCAGUAACAGUUUAGGCGUGUCCAUUGAGCCAUUGUCUUCCCCAGCUAAUGGAAGGCGGAAAGCCGUGUCGAGGUACUCCCUCCGUUUCGUUUUAGUUGUCGCUGGAUAAUGCAAAAUUGAACUAUCGAGCGACAACUAAAAAGAAACUGAGGGAGUAACUGUUUGUCAGCACAGGAAGGAGGAUAGGAGGACGACAGCGGGAAAUCGGAAGUAAAAUCAGAGGUGAGGGAACCAUUAUGUAAAUUCAGAACUACUAGGUACCGUAAUCUAUAUUAACCGCAAAAAAGAUAACCAUUUACUACAAA
Messenger RNA from Zea mays, 1068 nucleotides. RefSeq lists its product as uncharacterized. Gene Ontology annotation, molecular function: electron transfer activity. Gene Ontology annotation, cellular component: plasma membrane. Bases 172 to 693 code for a protein of 173 amino acids. NCBI's taxonomy places the organism in Eukaryota, Viridiplantae, Streptophyta, Magnoliopsida, Poales, Poaceae. The record is from RefSeq and is marked validated. The transcript is spliced from 2 exons.